Messenger RNA from Dacryopinax primogenitus, 4087 nucleotides. RefSeq lists its product as uncharacterized. The coding region runs from base 5 to 3484 and encodes 1159 amino acids. Gene Ontology annotation, cellular component: nuclear pore outer ring. The transcript is spliced from 18 exons. The record is from RefSeq and is a predicted model, not a curated record. Gene Ontology annotation, biological process: poly(A)+ mRNA export from nucleus; transcription-dependent tethering of RNA polymerase II gene DNA at nuclear periphery; protein import into nucleus. Gene Ontology annotation, molecular function: structural constituent of nuclear pore; protein binding. NCBI's taxonomy places the organism in Eukaryota, Fungi, Basidiomycota, Dacrymycetes, Dacrymycetales, Dacrymycetaceae.
GGGGAUGGACGUUGACGAGAUCUUGCCUGCUGCUGGAGAGGGGAGGGAGAGGGAUGUGAGGCAAAUGAGGGACGGGGAGGUGGAGAGGGUGUUGUUGAAAGAUGAUGAUUAUGAGGUUGCUGUUGUUGGAGAGGUCCCUGGGGAAGUGAAGACUCUGUUGGAGAGUAUCAACCUGCAAAAAGAGCCCGUAAGAGGAGCGAUCGACGACCGUACUGGCUUCGCUUUCCUAACGCUGUUUGACCGUGACGCACGCACACACCCCCCCGCCACAGCUCAAGUGUAUACUUUCCCCCUCCCACCCGCGCGAUCUGGUACACUCGCACACGCAGCGCUCGUACCACAUCAAGCGCGCGAGCCGGGGCUACUCGUCGUCCUCCCCGAAGGGGAGGCCCGCUAUUGGGACUCGGUAACGCGGGCGCUUACGAGCAGGGACAAGUUUGCCAGUGUCGUUCUGAGCUUAUCGGAGGGGGAGGAAGUGAACGGUGUUUGGCGCUGGGAGAACGCAGUCUUCUUGCUUUCGACUACGUUGGGCAAUAUUUCCCGGCUGAUGCUCACGAGUACGAAUAUGGGACGGGCGUUGGUGGCCAGCUCGCCGUUUGCUCGCCCGAGGGGAGGGCUGACGAGGCUCUUCUCCCGUGCUCAGGUGCCUGGGUCUCCAGCAGUUGUAGGGCUUGCUGUCGUUCCCGAUCCGGCUAGAGGCGCGGACGUGUGGAUCGCAAAGGCCAAGAGCGUAGAGCUGUGGCGGUUGGAGAGGGAGGGGGGAGAGCACCUCGUGUUGGAGGUGAACAUGCAGGAACUUCUGUCCACUGCGCUCCCUGCGCAGGAGGACAGGUCCUUCUGGGAUGUGCAGCUGCUUGAUAUCGCGGCGCUGAAAGACGGCACGCCGGCUGUAGCGUUCGCAUGCACUCUCACUACACCUGGAUAUGUGUGGUCCAGCACUAAGCCACCAUCCUAUGCUGUUGCCACGCUAGCACAUGCCGGAAGCUCGGACUUGCAGGUCUCCAGUCUGAGGGAGUUACAGUACUCCACGCCAUCUACUCUCCCCUCCGCCGACGUUUCCCUCACCGCACCCCAAGGAGGCACAACCGUCUUCGUCCAAUUCCCCGAUACGGUCAUCUCCUUCACCCUCAUACCCGGCUCGGUAUUCUACGAAGAUAUCCCCCUGCGGGACCUAAGCGAGAACCGCUACUUGGGGCAUAGUACCGAUUCCCCUGUAGAAGGACAAAUGACGUGCCUUACUGCUCUGAGUGGCCUUGUCUCCCUCACGGUCAAUGUCCCAAGCGUCACUGCAAAGGCGCAGAUGAUGUUGCACGGCGUGAACCGGGAAGAGGUCGCUAACGGCCGGCUUAAAGAACGCAUCGAACAUGCGGUAUACUACGGAGGGUCAUCAGCCAACCCGCUGUCCUUUGACUUCCGCAGUCCUGACAUCGAGGGCGACCUGGCUGCGGCGAUCGAAGAGAUCAGCACGGAAAUCGUCUCCUCUUCGUACAAGUACAAGCCUGUGGUCGCUGACCUGGACAGGCAACUUGAGGAACGACUCGAUACUGCAAAAGAGUUGAUCGGUUUUAUCGACUCCAAUCAUCUGCUCAGCAGACUGUCCGUUACCGCACGGUGGAAGAUUUGCAUGGACGGGGAGAAGAUUGCGGCUGCUAAGCAGCUAUGGACGCUGCAUGAAGAUGAAUUACGGGAGAACCCGAGAUCAGUAUUGUCGACGGUCUUGUCUGACGCUAUUGAUAGAAUUUCAGCAAAGCAGCAGGGAGAUGGUGCCGAGUCGGGUAUACGGCCAUUCCUACAGGACAAGAUCGGCGAGAUCGGAAAUCUUCCACAUGGAAUUGGCGAGCUUGUUGAACAGGAACGGCAUUCCGCUGAUUCCCUCCAUCGGGCAAACAUUACCCUCGAAGCUGACAGUCUUGUUGUGACCCUCCUAACGGCAGCACAAGAAUAUAGAAGCGAACAUUCAGUUCGAUACGGUAUCUCGGAAUUCAGCAGCCCUGUACCGGUCUGGACAGAGACGAAAGAAAACAUCGACCUUCUCUACCUGUUGAACGAACGGACCAAAGAAGACUACCGUUCGGUCUACGAGAUCAACCUGAAUAACCCUCCUUCCAAUUCAUCACGCGCAGAGAUUAAGAACUUGCAGGAGCAGCUGAAAUAUCAUUUGCUCUUUGUGGCGCGCACGUACUUCCGCGUUGUACGGAAUUGUUUGUCCCACUUUGAACAUUCACAAGGCGAGGACAGUACAGAGGCCCGAAACCUGCAGGUUCAACACGUGGCACAGCGAAAAGGCAUCAUCAUGGGUCUCGUUAAUAUGGGACACGGCCAAGCUGCUCUGGAUAUUGCCGAAGAGGAAAAAGACUGGGAGACGCUGGUCGAUCUCUGCACUGAUGAGGAACUGGGGGCCACGUCGGCUUUGCUGGAGAGUUAUAUCCUGAAUCAUGGCGAAGCAUUCGCGUUUGAGCUGUACCAACGGUACUAUCAGACAGGAAAAAUAUAUCAACUCUUGCAUAGGAACGCCAGAGAGGAAGUUCAGUUGCUCGAUCGUUUCCUGCAGCAGAGCGGAUAUCAUCGGAUAUCAUGGAUUCAUGAUAUCACAAUGGGUAACUUUCAGCUCGCUGCUGGUGCUUUGAUGGUGGAAGGCAAGGCGUCAACAAAAACCAUCGACAGAAAGACUAUGUUGAGUCUGGGCAAGGUCAGUGAACUGGCUCAACAUACUGCUAAGAUAUACAAGGAAAAUAAUCUUGCCAUAGCUGGACGGUACGACAAGGGUUUGGAGAUGGUGACGGUACACGAAACCUUGGCCGAGGAGCUUGCCGAGAACAUAGCCCUUGGACAUCUCGCUCAACCAGACAUCAUGGCCGAUACAAUCGCAGAGAGGAAGGCGGCACGACUGGGAACCUCCGCGUUAGUCGACGUGUUCAAAGCGGCGGUGAAGCAUGUCAUGCAUGGCGAUAUUCUUUCUAUCGAAGAUUUGGUGGAUGUCUUGACACUGAAGGACAACCAACGUGGCGAGUACAAAGACUACGGAACUGCACUGAAAGCUUUCGAACAGUCUGAGGCCGAAAUGCCAACGGCACGUGCGCAAUUGACUCUAGAAGCCCUCUGGCGACGAAUAUAUCUCCACGACAACUGGAGAGAACUCAAGCCAAGCGACGACAUGUCUGACGUUGAACGACAAGCACGAUUGAGAGGGACCGCCGCAUAUGCCACACUUUGGGCUACAGUAGACGGCCUCGAUCCCAAGUACUUCCUCCGACCUGCGAACUGUCGACGCGUCCCCACGGACGAUGAGUGCCGAGCUCGAUUCGAGAAUUACACUUCACAACAAGUGGCGGUCCUCCAGCAUGCGCUAGAGCAAGAAAUCGGGCAACUGGAAGAUAUCUUUACUGAGGAGGGUCCUGAUUCCCCGAGGAUGGGCCUCGAGUACUUGUACGAUGAGACUUUCGCUUUGCUGGGCCUGGAUAAGGAAACGCGCAUGUCGCAGUAACACGAGGGCUUACAAAGUAGGGAGAAUACGAUGAACUCUUGGAAUGCAUGCUCUGCUUUCCAAUCCGCUUUGUAUCGCUUCCAUGCCAUCUUCAGACCAGGCCAGAGUGAGGAAUAAAUCCGCUGAUACCACUCUCGUGUGUAAGCCAAGUUAGUUUGCUUAUGAACUUCGGCCCAUCUGGCGUAGAACUCCUGCAGCGCCUGUUCUUGUUCGAUCUCCCUGAUUGCAAUUUCAUCCGGUGGGGCAGUGGACGCAAGAGGAGGAAAUUGAUCGAGCACUUCUUGCUUCGCCGCGAAAAACUGCGUGUUGUUUUGAGUCCAAAACGACUGAUUGAAAGCAUCCAACUCCUCCUGUCGUAGCCUCCACUGAAGUGCAUCUCCCUCUUCUUCUAUCGCUUCCUCAUGCUGGAUAGAACCAAACUCAUCAACAGCAUACGGCGUUAGCGAUGCCCGCGAGCUGGCUGUUGCUCCUCGGGGUGGUCCGUACAGCACUGGGCGUAGGUUUGAUGCAGCGUCGGGUGGGCCAACCAAAGGACGACGAUAAGUCGCUAUCCCUCUAGAGAGAACGCGGACAGCCGUUCUUGAUGGUAGGCGUGGGACAUGC